GGGCGGCGCAGUUCGUAUUGCGAACGUCGGAUCUCAAAGCAGGGGGUUCGGGCUUAGUAAAGGCCGGACGGGGGAGGGCCGAGGGUGCAUUGAUUGGUUAUUUUAAGCAGGGAACUUUGCCGGCGUGGUAAGCGAUCUCCCUCACAUUGGUCUUCUCGUGUCGCUGCACACCAGCUUUGGCCUUCCCGCUUCUGCGCAGCCCGACCCGGCCAAAGCCACUCGGCCUGCCCCCAGUGUGUUUUGUCAAUCACAAGGAGAAAAAGAAGCAUGUCCGACUACGGAUCUUUGCCGACCAAUGGCGUCGGUGCCGGAGCUAAAAAGGAUGCGUUUGCAGACGCCAUGGAACGAGCCAGACAGAUCGCAGCUAAAAUCAGCGGUGAGACUGCUCAUCUGGCAGGCAACAAUGGAGGAGCGGAGGGGUACCCGUUUUCCACACAGAAACGAUCGCUCGAAGAAGCAGACGAACCUGAUGCCAAGAAGGUAGCGUCACAGAUUGAAAGAGAUUCUUCUUUGUCCAUCGGAGCGCAACUGGCUGCCCUGUCUCAGCAAAGCAUCAGGUCCUCCACAAUGACAGAAGAGUGCAGAGUGCCUGACGCCAUGGUUGGUCUCAUCAUCGGUAGAGGGGGUGAACAGAUCAACAAAAUACAGCAGGACUCUGGCUGUAAGGUCCAGAUUGCACAUGACAGCGCUGGUACUACGGAACGAAAUGUUUCUUUGACAGGUUCAGCCGAAGCCAUACAGAGAGCCAAGGCACUCAUAGAUGACAUUGUGACAAGGGGCCCCGAUUCGUCCAACGGGCAGUCCGGUUCCAUGCAAGAGAUGAUCAUCCCUGCGGGCAAAGCUGGCCUCAUUAUAGGCAAAGGAGGCGAAACCAUCAAGCAGCUACAGGAACGAGCUGGAGUUAAAAUGAUCCUCAUUCAAGAUGGAUCCCAGCCACCAAACGUGGAUAAACCUCUGCGCAUCAUUGGAGACCCUUUCAAAGUGCAGCAAGCUAAGGAGAUGGUCAAUGAGAUUCUCCGGGAGCGGGAUCACGCCGGUUUCGGAGAAAGGAGCGAAUAUGGCUCAAGAAUGGGCGGAGGUGGAGGUGGAGGCGGAGGCGGAGGUGGAGGCGGAGGCGGAGGGGGCAUUGAUAUAGCUGUUCCUCGCCAUGCAGUGGGUGUCGUAAUUGGACGAAGCGGGGAGAUGAUUAAAAAGAUCCAGAGUGAUGCUGGAGUUAAAAUACAGUUUAAACCAGAUGAUGGCACUGCUCCUGAAAAAAUUGCUCAUAUUUCGGGUCCUCCUGACCAGUGUCAACAUGCAGCCUCCAUCAUCACAGAUCUGCUUCAGAGUAUUCGUAACCGAGAUGAGGGAGGCCAGGGGGGCCCCGCUGGUUCAGGGAUGCCACCUGGAGGACGAGGACGGGGUAGAAGCCAGGGCAACUGGGGUCCCUCGGGUGAAGAGAUGACCUUCUCCAUUCCUGCUCACAAAUGUGGACUUGUGAUUGGCAGAGGAGGAGAAAACGUCAAAUCCAUUAACCAACAGACUGGUGCAUUUGUUGAGAUGCUACGUCAGCCACCACCAGAUGGUGAUCCAAGCUUCAAACUGUUCACCAUCAGUGGAACCCCUCAACAGAUAGACUAUGCAAAGCAGCUAAUAGAAGAGAAGAUUGAGGUGCAGUUGUGUCCUGUGGGUGGUGGUCCUGGUCCAGGAGGUCCCGGUGGUUCAAUGGACCCCUAUAACCCCAACCCAUAUAAUGCAGGAACCCCUGGUGGAGCACCCCAUGGUGCACCCGGUGGUCCACAGUACCAUCCUCAGGGCUGGGGGAACAACUUCCAGCAAUGGCAGGCCCCUGGGCCACAGGACCCUAAUAAGGCACCAGCAGAUCCGAAUGCCGCUUGGGCAGCCUAUUAUGCACAGUACUAUGGUCAGCAGCCAGGCGGUGCCAUGCCAGCCCAGACCCCAGGAGAUCCUGGACCACCAGGGGACCAGAACCAAGCACCACAGACUGCUGGUGGCCAGCCAGACUACACAAAGGCUUGGGAGGAGUACUACAAGAAGAUGGGCAUGGUUCAGCCUGCAGGAGGGGCAGCAGCUGCUCCAGGAACAGCGGCUGCUCCUGCAGCAGCUGGAGGAGCAGCACCUGGAGGCCAGCAGGAUUACAGUGCGGCCUGGGCAGAGUACUACAGACAGCAGGCUGCUUACUAUGGGCAGGGAGGGCAGGCACCCGGGCAACCAGCUGCUCCACAGCAAGGGCAGCAGGCCCAGUAAAGAUGUCAUGACCGUGUGGAUGGUUUUGUUGGCUCCUGGGACUUCUGCUUAUAGAGAUUUCCAUUUUGGCUUCAACAAUUUAAGACCCUGAUUUCACAAUUUCCCUUUUUUUUUUCUUUUUUUUUCCUUUUUUUUUAAUUCAAAACUUGCUAGUUGUCUGAGCUACUAUCCCCCACCCCACUCCCUCGAACAGAACAAGGGGGAAACUUUUUCUCAUGCAUUGCAACAAGGCACUAAAUAAUGUUGAUAGAAUCUGUCUGCUCAUCAACUCACCCACACUGUGUAAUAAUAAGUCUAAUUUACCUUUUCAAAAUAUUGUAAAAUAUGUCUCUUUACUGCAGAGAAUUCACAAUUAUAAAUUUCAAGUUUCACAUUCUGGUUAAUGGUAUCACUUUGCAGUAUAUUUUAUGUUAAAAUUCUGCUUUGAUGGCAACAUUUUUCUUACUUUUGGUACUUUUUAAACCUCAUUUAAAAUAAGUAUCAGUGUUGAAAUUGCAGUUGUAAUUGACCAUGCAUUUCUUAAUUUUUAUUUGAUUCACUGUAAAAAUCAAACAAAAAAAACAAAAGUUUUUCAGAAGGGGAUUGUGUGUGUGUCUGUACUCUGUAAGCAAUAAUGCUACUGAACAGGAGAAUGUGUGCAAGUUUGCUGUAAUAUGGCAUCUCAUAUGUUGGCUGGUUGUGUGUGCAUGUAUGUGUGGGUUUGUCUGCCCUCUGCUUAUUUCUACAACGUAAUUGAUGGACAAUAUUUUUUUCUGUUCCGAUAGGCUCUGUCAUUGUAUUUUGUUGUUUUUUACAGCUUGUUUUUAAAUACUUAAAAUAAAACAUUCAGAUCUAAUUACCUCUUUAAUCACAAAUGUUUCUCUGCAUUAUAAAGUUAAUACAGAUUAAAAGUUAACGCAUUAAAUAAAAUUUCCUUUAAAAGCACAGGGGCGGCGUAGCUCGGUAGGUAGGGUGGCUGCACCAGCGACUUGAGGGUUCCAGGUUCAAUCCCCGCUUCUGCCAUCCUAGUCAAAGCUGUUGUGUCCUUGGCCAAGACACUUCACCCACCUGCUCCCAGUGCCACCCACACUGACCUAAAUGUAACUUAGAUAAUGGGUUUCACUAUGCAAAGCGCUUUGAGUCACUAGAGAAAAGCGCUAUAUAAAUAUAAUUCACACUUCACAAUUUUUUUUGUCGCACGAUUAACACUCGUGCGUCCUGUUUGACCCCUCUGCCCAUUCCGUAGUGUUGGAAAAUGUAUGCGUUCAGUUACUGUUGAGCCACAAGCGGGGGCAAAAUAGCAAGCAGAAAUGGACAAAGGAAAUGGUAUAUUUUGGAAAGCCCAAAGCCAUGGCAACUGGUCCUCUUGACAAGACUAUUUCAUCCAUGAUGUCCGUGAGCCAUACUCCUUAGAGCAAAAUGCCUUGCAUUCAGAGGGGUGGAGCUUCACUUCUUCGUGUAGGUUACAGUUUACUGCAUUGAUAACAUAAUGUUGAUUGUUACUGUAACUGGUCUAGUAAGAUGGAAUAAAAGCUCAGCAGAAAGGAAAGACAGAAGGCAGUAAGUCUAGUCACAUUUUUAUCAGACUUUCACGUUGUCAAAACAUGUCAAGACACGUUCCUAAAACCAAUCACACACUUCCAGCUAAAUAAUAGAAUAGAAAGUACUUUAUUGAUUCCUGGGGGAAAUUCAGCACCACUGUUAGCUCACAAUAAACAAACACUUAGGUAUUUUUUACAUGUGAAUAAUAUAGUCUAUUAUACAGCAUUAUUCACAUGUGAAUAAUAUAAAUACAGUCAAUUAUACAUUCAAGUACAGUCAAAAAGGAACAUAUGCAUUA
Entelurus aequoreus (snake pipefish) is the source of this 4066-nucleotide messenger RNA. RefSeq names its product far upstream element-binding protein 2-like. Gene Ontology annotation, cellular component: nucleus; cytoplasm. The record is from RefSeq and is a predicted model, not a curated record. Gene Ontology annotation, molecular function: mRNA binding. The coding region runs from base 268 to 2247 and encodes 659 amino acids. Gene Ontology annotation, biological process: regulation of DNA-templated transcription. Lineage: Eukaryota; Metazoa; Chordata; Actinopteri; Syngnathiformes; Syngnathidae. The transcript has 18 exons.